Molecule: messenger RNA, 2520 nt
Organism: Colletotrichum truncatum
Lineage: Eukaryota; Fungi; Ascomycota; Sordariomycetes; Glomerellales; Glomerellaceae
Product: mhyt domain signaling
Source: RefSeq, a predicted model, not a curated record
AUGCAAAUCGCCUAUUCCAGCGGUUUCACAGCUCUAUCUUUCUUCGUUCCCAUCGCCGUGCUCCUUGCAGCUUUCGUUGCCGUCGGUACCAAUAAUACUGUUUCUUGGUGGCGGGUGGCUAUUGGAGGUGUACUCGCUGGUGCUGCCAUUUGUGGAAUGCAUUAUCUUGGAAACAACUCUAUUGACAACUACAUCUGCAUAUACAACCCGAUCAACGUCGUUGGCGCAGCUCUCAUUGCCGUCGCUGCCAGCAUCGUGGCACUUGCUCUCUUCUUCGUGUUCAGAGCGGCAUGGACCAAUUCGUGGUGGAAGCGUGCUGCGUGCUCGGUGGUUUUAGCAGGCGCGGUCUCGGGCAUGCAUUGGUGUGCUGCCACUGGCACUGAGUACCAACUUGUUCGCCUCAAUAUUGGCAGCAAUGAACUUUCUCGUAACACUACGGUUAUAGUUGUUAUUUGUUUGUCCAUCGGCGCCUGCUUCGUCAUGGGUGGAACGGCCAUAUAUACCGCUAGGAUCAUGAGGCGUUAUGCCAGCAAAGCUCAACAGGUGGUUCUGGCAGCAGCUGUGUUUGACAAACAUGGCCGAAUCCUUGUUAACCCUGACGGACUGAUCCCCACCGAAAAGAUCACCGAUACCUUCCUAGAGAAGAAUGCUAGCGACAAUUUUAGCAUUUCACAUCCCCUUUUUCUUUGGAUGUUUCAGGCGUCAAGAAACUGGUCAGGAAUCUCGACACUAAUCGGCGGAAUGGCCAAUCACCUGGCUCAUCUUCCUCGCCAGGGCCGGGACCGUGAUUCUCGAGCCGGCAUUCAAUUGAUCAAUGAACACGGAGAGCUGAUUGACAACUACGACGCGAUUUUCCGCGAACUCUUUUGCGUCGCUGCUGCCGGUCUUGCUGAAAAGAUGAAAGAGCACCUGACGUCAGUUGGCCUACUCUGGGAUGAAAUUCUGCCAACAGGCGCAGGUGGAGAGCGUCCAGGACGAGAGGUUAACAGGAUCCAAGAAGUUGACACAGUCUUAAAUUCCGACGGGACCAUACGUAAACUCGAAAUCGCUGCUACUACCGAUGAUUUUGCCGAGAAGGGGAUUAGCCGUCGUAAGCCUCACGAGUUUGGCCGUGGGUCGCUCAUGUUUUUGGUGCGCCGAGUUCAGACCGAUCGUGAUAUUGAAAGACUUGAGGCCGCAGGUUACCGCUUCGCGGAACUGCGUCAGGUCAGCAACAUCAUUGGCUCCAGCAUGCAAAUUAAGUCGCCGGACCUUGAAUCGAAACUUCGGAACAUGGCUGCGUACGCCGACGACAAUAACCAACUAGAACCUGGCGUCCACAUGAGCUUCUUUGGCAUCCGCGCUCGCGUUGGCGGCUACGGAUUCGAUGUGUUGGUUCGCCGAGGUGCCCGGAACUUGCUCCCCAGCGUUCAGAUGCCCAUUGACCGUAUUCAACCCUGGCAUGGGGACUUGCUUCGGCAGCUUAAUCACUUGACUACGCUUGGCGUCAGCAGACGGCUAGCUUCUUUGAGCAACUUGAGUACCCGGGAAAUGCUCUUUGCUUCGCAGCUUACCGACGGCAUUGAUGCUCUGCGGACAUGGGUUGACGAUCCAGUCUUCGAUGAAGCUAUCUUGACAAGCACCGUCGUCACCCUCCCACAGAACCAGGCCGCAGGUGAGGGAUCACCAUCCCAGCCAACAAGCCUGAUCACUUUCCGCCUAGUGAUUCCCAUUCACGUCAUUGUUUCCAGCAGCAGAUGCGAAUUUGUCCCGUUGAACUUCUUUAAGGUUCAUCAGCUUGUCGGGCGUGAUGCAUCCCGGCAUCUUGCCUUCACUCAAUCAGUCCACCGCGAACUGGCACCUGUCAUCCAAUCUGUCCCGCUAGAGAAGCCCAAGCCUGCGAUGCAAAACAAGGGACAGUCUCGUCUCCCAUCCCGUCUCCGUAGGCUCGGUCGGGUUGGGCCAUCUUAUCCGGUGGAUUCUGAAGGAAACCCAAUUCCUACCGUACUGGGACGAUCUUCCUCAGCCACAAACUCGAAUGAGUCCAGCUCAACCCUUAAGCUCUGGCCAGGACGUCGUAGCAGUGACGCUUUAUCGCCGGGGAGUUCAACUCUCGACGCGCCGCUGGCAUAUCCGGCUCAUGAAGCGUCAACGCAGGCCUCGCCCUUUGGCGGUAUCAUGGUCUCGGAGGAAAUUCGAGUUGAAGUGCACACUGCCAGUGAUUCCGCCCAGGCAACUUCUCAAGAUGCGAGCAAAACAACCCAUCGAACGCCAGUCUUAGUAGGCAAAGGGGAAAGCGAUAGUUCUAAUCGUAGUCCCGACGGAGUCGCAUGCGAACAAACCAUGUCCCCAACGGACGAGGUGCGAGGCAACGGCCCAAGUGGUGCAGGCAUCGAGAUGCGAACGCUACAGGCAGCUGAAGUCAGAACCAAGGUUCAUGCUGGCGGUGGCAUUCAAAUCUCCAACGUUGAGGCAGAGAGGGUGAACGAUGUUCAAACAUUUGUGGAUGAGCUUUUUACCAUCUGCAUCGAAAGCCGUUGA